Lucilia sericata (common green bottle fly) is the source of this 5079-nucleotide messenger RNA. It is a transcript of the gene mahe, whose product is annotated as ATP-dependent RNA helicase dbp2. Gene Ontology annotation, cellular component: ribonucleoprotein complex; cytoplasm; nucleus. NCBI's taxonomy places the organism in Eukaryota, Metazoa, Arthropoda, Insecta, Diptera, Calliphoridae. The transcript is spliced from 3 exons. The coding region runs from base 602 to 3352 and encodes 916 amino acids. Gene Ontology annotation, molecular function: RNA helicase activity; RNA binding; ATP binding. The record is from RefSeq and is a predicted model, not a curated record.
CAAAUCAGCCAUUUUAUUUUAGUUUGGUUUGGAAAAGCCAACGUCGUUCCUCGCUUUGCUGCAAAUAUUUUUUAAAUAAAUUAGUAUUAAAUAUUAUUAAUUUAUUUAAUAUUAGUAGUUAUAUAUCUAUACAUAUAUAUAUAUUAGUAGCAACUUAAUAUAUAAAUUAUAUUAACGAAAAAACGUAAAAGCAACAAAAAAUUACUUUUUUCGUUCAAGUAAUAUAAAAAAGCAAGGAAAAAUAAAAUACAAUUCAAACAACUCUACCUACGUAAGUGAAAAAAUAAAUCGAUUUUUCAAUUUUUUUCACACACAAAGAAGUAACCCGAAGACUUACAAAAGAAAAAAUAGAAAGCGAGGCGGCGGCUUUGGUCUAUAGAAAAAAUAAGUUGUAAAAACAUAAAACUUUUUUAACUGGAAACUUGUAAUACAAUUCUAAUACAAAAAGUUUUUAAGCUACUUAUUGUUGAAAAAAAGAAAAUCAGCAAAGUUAGAAAUAUAAAAAGAAAAAUACAAACAACUAUAAUUUAAAUCCAAAAAAAAACAAGAAAAAUAUUUGUUUGUAAAAGAAUAUAUUUAUAUUAUCAAAGACAAACCAAACAUGUAUCCCAAUGGUUAUACUGCUACAACACAGGGUGUUACAGCCCCAAAUGCCAAUUACGCCAAUGGUAAUAUGAAUAAUGGACCACGUCCCGAACGUCCACAAUAUCAACGCAACAACAGUGGCGGUAAUGGUGGCGCAUCCUAUGGUGCACCCAAUAAUAUGGGUGGUGGUUAUGGUGGUAAUCCACAAGCUACUGCCUAUGGUGGUGGUUAUCGUAAUAACUUCAAUCCCAUGAUGGCUAAUGGUGGACAAAAUUUCUAUAAUAAUUCCGCUGGUGGCUAUAAGCCACGUGGCAACAAUCCCAAUUUUACACCACGUUAUCAGAAACCACAAAAUGGCAAUGGUGGCUAUCAACCAAAUAAUUCUUAUAAACCGGCCAUUAACUUGGGUUCCCUAUCGAAGGAAGAACGUGCUGAGUUACAACGUGAAAAGGCUAAAAAUCCCGGUCGCACUUUAUCUACACCACAAUGGGAAGAUUUGCAGCCUUUUAAGAAGAAUUUCUACAUUCCCCAUCCAAAUACUUUGAACAAGAGCGAACAAGAAGUUGCGGAUAUACGCGCUGAUUUGCAAAUUACUGUGUCUGGCAAUGAAAUUCCUCAUCCUAUUGGUUCAUUUGAAGAAUGUACUUUGCCCGAAUACACCAUUGAAGAGAUGAAACGUCAAGGUUUUACCAAGCCCACUGCUAUACAAGCUCAAGGUUGGCCUAUUGCUUUGUCGGGACGUGAUUUAGUCGGUAUAGCUCAAACUGGUUCGGGUAAAACAUUAGCUUAUAUGUUGCCAGCCAUGGUACAUAUUGCCAAUCAACCACCACUACAACGCGGAGAAGGGCCCAUUGCUUUAGUCUUGGCUCCAACACGUGAAUUGGCUCAACAGAUCCAAUCAGUCGUACGUGAUUAUGGUCAUUUAUGCAAACCUGAAAUACGUCAUACUUGCAUCUUUGGUGGUUCAUCUAAGGUGCCACAAGCUCGUGAUUUAGAUCGUGGUGUUGAGGUCAUCAUUGCCACUCCCGGACGUUUGAUUGAUUUCCUCGAAAAUCGUACUACUAAUUUACAACGUUGUACUUAUUUGGUCUUAGAUGAGGCUGAUCGUAUGUUGGAUAUGGGUUUUGAGCCUCAAAUACGCAAGAUUAUCGAACAAAUUCGUCCCGAUCGUCAAGUUGUCAUGUGGUCUGCUACUUGGCCCAAAGAAGUUCAAGCUUUAGCCGGUGAUUUCCUCAAUGAUUAUAUACAAAUUAAUAUUGGCUCCAUGAAUCUAUCGGCCAAUCAUAAUAUUCGUCAAAUAGUCGAAAUAUGUCAGGACAAUGAGAAACCACAAUUGGUGGUGAAACUAUUGAAGGAUAUUUUGCCAAAUCAAAAUAAUGCCGCUAACAAUAACAAUAAGAUUAUUAUAUUCGUGGAGACUAAAAUCAAAGUUGAAGAAAUAUUGCAAAUUAUCCGCAACGAAGGCUACACAGCCACCUCAAUACACGGUGAUAAAACCCAAGCUGAACGUGAUUCAGUAUUGAAAGAUUUCCGCAAUGGUAAAUCCAAUAUAUUGAUUGCUACCGAUGUGGCUUCGCGUGGUCUCGACGUGGAAGACUUGCAAUAUGUCAUCAACUAUGAUUAUCCCAACUCCUCGGAAAAUUAUGUUCAUCGUAUUGGACGUACUGGACGUUGUCAACAAUUGGGCACUGCUUAUACAUUCUUUACACCCGACAAUGCCAAACAGGCUAGAGAAUUGAUAUCCGUAUUGGAAGAAGCCGGUCAGCAGCCUUCACAGGCGCUUAUAGAUUUGGCACGCUCGAUGGGUGGUGGCGGUAAUAACCGUAAUAAUAACAAACGUUGGCAAACACCCAAUCAAGGUAAUCAACAGCAGCAGCAGCGUAAUAAUCCUUUGAAUUAUCAAGCUAAUGGAGGCCAAGGUGGUGGCAGUUAUACACCUAAACCACAGUAUCAACAAUAUAAUAACAAUGCCGGCGGCAGCGGUGGUUAUCAGCAGCAACAGCAAAAUGGUGGUGGCAAACCAGGCGGUAUGGGCAAUUGGAAUAACCGUAAUAAUGGUCAAUAUAACAAUGGUACUACUGGCCAAGAGGGUGGUAGAACUUAUCGUCCUCGUGCUCCCUUCAAUGCUGCUGGUGGUAAUGGUCCACGUCCCAUGAUGGGUGGCUAUGUAGCACAUCCUCAUAUGCCUCCACACAUGCAACAGCAGGCGGGUGGUUACAUGGCUCCCCAACAGUAUCGCCCACGUGGCCAAUACAUGCAACCCAAUGGCAGUACACCACGUUUCCAACAGUAUCAAAAGCGCGACUAUCAACAACAAAACGGACAAAAUGCUAAUGGGCAAUAUAAUAAACAAAUGAUGGAACAAAAUAAUCAACAAGAUGCUACUUCUCUAGCAGCUCAACAGCAACAAAUCAGUGUGGCAGCCAAUAUAGCGGCUGCAGUAGCUGCUGCUGGUGGCCAAGUGGGAGGUCCCGCAGAAUACCCUAAUGUUUCCACACCACCAGCUGGUGCUUUAUAUGCGGCUCCCGCACAAUCACCACCAGCUGCCGGAGCUCCUGCUUAUAUGUAUGAUGCCAGUGGCAUGUUGGCUGCUGCAGCAGCAGCUGCUGGUAAUCCUUAUGCUGCUGGUCAAUACGGACCACCACCUACUGCUUACUAUACCGCUCAUCCCCAUCAAUUUGCCGCUGCACCCAAUGGUGGUGUGGCCGCCAACGCCAAUGGAGCCAACCAGGGCGCCGAGUUAAUUGCCCAACCCCAACAGCAGUAAAAGAAGAAAAAAAAGGUACAUUUUUUCUAAUUCCCUCAUAUAUUCAAAAUAUAUACAUAUAUAAUUUUUUUUUUUUUGCAAACAAAAACAAAUAUUAUUAAUAUUAAUAAUUAAUCAAUUAAAUUUAACUAUGAAGAUAAAAAACAUAAUUUUAAAAAAUAUCAAUUAAUCACUACAACACUACUAAAGGAAAAAAACGAAAAAAAUCUGAUUUCUUUUUCUCCAAAAACAAACAAUUGAUGUAAAACGAAAAUAUUUUAAACCUUUUUUUCAUUAAAACAAAUGAAAUAUGAAUGAAUUAUUAUAAAAAUAAGAAACAACCAACAAAAAAGGGUUUGAAAAUUUAACAAAAGGAGUUUUUUAACCCACAGCAUUUAUUUAAAAAAAGACAUCUCUUUAAACAGAUGCUGGUCAUCUAAGAACAAAAAAAAACUCCCUUUAAAAAAUUAACAUAAAAUGAUAAAAAAACAAAACAAAUCAACAUUUCCCCCAAUUUUUUUUCUGUUUUUAUAAACUCUCUACUUUACAAAAAGAAAACAUUAUUAAAAAAAAGGAAAAUAUUUUUUUUAUAAACGAAACCAUUCAAUUAUUAUUAAUUUUGUUUUAUAAAACACUAAAAGGUUUAAAACAAAACAAGAAAAAGUUUUAUAUUUUUAACACAGCAGAGCUUGUUAAAAUCGAAAAAAAUAUUAAUGAAAACUCGAAAACGAUUUCUUUUAAACCUUCGAGUGUAAUAAAAGUAAACAAAAAACCAACAUAAAUUAAUGAUAAUAAUUAUAACAAUAGUAAUAAUAACAACAAAUGAUUAAUGAAGAAAAAACAUUUAAAAAACAAAAUGAAAAAAUUAUAAUUUUGUAAACCGUAAAUGAACUCUUUAAUCUUUAAUUUUUAUUUUUACUUUAAUGUUUUUUUAUUAUUACAAUUAUUAUUUUUGUUUAUUUAAAAUAAAUUAAAUUUUAAUUUUACAAUGAGUAACAACAAAGAAGAAAAUAACAAACAAAAACAAAAAAAAAAAAAAUACAAAUCAAUACAAUUUUAUAAAUUAAUUUGAUUUAAAAAUUAAUUAAUGAGCAACAAAAAACUUAAACUUAUUUUUUUUUUUUGCAUUUAAGUAUUAUAAAUAACUUUUUGUUGUUGUUUUUUUUUUAAUACAAAAAGCUAAAAACAAUUUUUUAUAUACUUUUUUGUUUUAAACAAAAUUUAAUGAAAUUUAAUUGAUGCAUUAAAUUGAAAGAAAUUCCCUAGAAAAAAAUGCAUUAAUUAAAACUAAACACUUGCCAAAGCCGCCGCCGCAGCCGCCUUUUGUCAUUAUAUUUAAAUAUUAUUAUAUGUGUGUGUGUGUUAAAAUAUACUACUAAUAUAUAAUUUUUGUGUUUGAUAAGAAAUUAAAUUUGUUUUUUUCAUAAAAUCAAACCAAUUUAUAAAAAAAAUAUUAUGCAAAACGAACAAAAAAAUAUAUAAAAAAAGAAUGAAUGUUAUAAACAUAAAAACUAAUAAUGAAACAUUUUGAAAGCUAAAGGAAAUUAUUAAUUAGAAGAAAUGGAAAUCAUAUAAAAAUAACAACACAAAAUGCGCCACAUUCAUCCAUACAAAUAUUAAGAUAAAAAGAAAUGAGAAUACAUAAUAGUUUCUCUUAAGUUUCUUUUUAAAAUUUUUCUCUAAGCAUAUUUUCUUUGUAAGUUUCUGAUAACAACAACGAAGAGAGAGGAGAUUUAAAAGUUUUGUAG